Messenger RNA from Rhipicephalus sanguineus (brown dog tick), 1579 nucleotides. RefSeq lists its product as uncharacterized. Bases 1 to 1455 code for a protein of 484 amino acids. NCBI's taxonomy places the organism in Eukaryota, Metazoa, Arthropoda, Arachnida, Ixodida, Ixodidae. The transcript is spliced from 2 exons. The record is from RefSeq and is a predicted model, not a curated record.
AUGCUUCCAGAGGUUCAUUCGCACGCUGUGUUUGGAUUUUCCGAAAACCUCGACUGGAGUAUACUGAACUUCGUGAAACCAAUCGACGACAUCAGAGUGUGCAGUGCUUGCGGAGUCGUUGCUAGGAAGACCGCCUUCCUGCCAUGCCGCCAUGUAUUGUGCGAGCCUUGCUAUGAGCAGUGGAAGACUGGAGUCAAGGUAUGCUUCCUCGAUGGCGAGCUGUGUCCAGAAAACGAAGUCUAUCGGAUGGAGUUUCCAGCAGAGAGGAUGAUGAGACGUGAGGUCAGCUGCUGGAACAGAAGAAACGGCUGUGAGACCAUCACUGACGUUUCAAGCAUAGCAGAGCACUUUCACCGAGACUGCGCGUACCACUGCACGUGCUGCCCAAAGUGUUCGUCGACGGUUCUUCGGAGAGACAUCAUCGCGCACCUUCAGUCACACUGCACCACCCACGUCUUGCACAGAAAGUCGACAACGUCACGUAGCGAGGAUGUUUCAAAGGAUGUGGAAUACCUUAGAGGAGGUCUUGCAGCCUUGGAGUCAGCAUUCGGAAACGCAAGGCAGAAUGACGCUCAUUUGCUGUCAAAUCUUCCGGGAAUCGCAGCAAACAACGAAGACAAUCUGAACGCACUUUCAGUGAUCGCAGACGAAGUGGAGCAGGUGGCACAGGUGAUGAUGCAUGCAUUGAGUGAGGUGGAAAGCACCAGUGAAGGACGCGUGAAUCAAAGACUGGACAUCAGGAAUUUCGGAGCGCGGCUGUGCGCGGAGCUGGACGAAAUCAAAAGGAUCGCCGAUGAGGGCUGGUCCUGCGAAAUAACGACCCGCGACGAAAAUAUGAAACGUGAGGAGCACGUUGAAAACUUGGAACUUCUGCAGAGGGAAGUGAGAAGCAUUUUGAGUAAGCUACAAUUGAAGAAAAAGACCCCCUGCGAUGCAGCCGCCAAAAAAUGUGCAGCCGAAGAAUUGUUGACAGAGGUUCUAAGCGUCCCCGCGCUCGCUUGCGAAGUAAUCUGUGAUAAGGAAACAAUUAAACUGGAAGGGUUCGUCCGUGUCAUUGAAAAUGAACUGAUGGUUCCCGUCAAGGUGGUGUGGGGCGUUCGUAAUUGGUCGAAGCUCACACACAAGAUUAAAGCAAAUAAGUUCACAAAGUGCGGCACGGAUGUCGCUGUUGCUGAUAGAUACAAGGUAUACCUGCGUAUAAUUGCUCAUCCUAGUGACAGCCAGAGAUUUCAGUUUUGGCCUUGCGUGAAGAAAGAGCCAGGCGCGACUCUCGCGGCCUCACCCAAAAGGAUGGCGAUGGUGUUUGUCAACCGAGGAAGAGGAGACGUGGAACACGAGCUUUAUCGUACCAGAUCUGGGUCAUUUCUGACUUACCGUUUUGGCGUCCAGGAUCUGGAAGGCGGCGGAAGCGUUCAUGACGACAGGUUAGAAGUGUGCUUCAAAUUUGUCUACUAGCCUUUGUAGGCUUGACUCUGGUCCCGCUUUUCGGUUUACAUGCAGGCUAAGUAGAGACCAAGAAAGUCUACUGCAAUAGAUUACUGCUGGGUGUUUGCUAAUACAUGAAAAUACUUUUGUAACU